This is a messenger RNA of Manihot esculenta (cassava), 2092 nucleotides long. Its product is annotated as calcium-dependent protein kinase 11. The coding region runs from base 145 to 1650 and encodes 501 amino acids. Gene Ontology annotation, molecular function: calmodulin binding; calcium-dependent protein serine/threonine kinase activity; calcium/calmodulin-dependent protein kinase activity. Gene Ontology annotation, biological process: protein autophosphorylation; intracellular signal transduction; peptidyl-serine phosphorylation. Gene Ontology annotation, cellular component: cytoplasm; nucleus. The transcript has 7 exons. Lineage: Eukaryota; Viridiplantae; Streptophyta; Magnoliopsida; Malpighiales; Euphorbiaceae. The record is from RefSeq and is a predicted model, not a curated record.
UUAUUUAUUAUAAAGAAACAAAAGAAAAGAAGAGGAAAAGAGAAAAAUCCGAAAAGAAUUACAGAUCCUUGAAAAAUGGAAGAGAGAAACAGUUAGAUUCAUCCAAUCAAACACCCAGAAAAUCAUUUCAGAGAUCUUGCAGAAAUGAAGAAACAUCAUCCUUCAUCAUCAUCUUCAACCAAGCCUGCACAUACAGUUCUUCCAUAUCAAACCUCAAGACUCAGGGACCAUUACCACAUUGGCAAGAAACUAGGCCAAGGUCAAUUUGGCACUACAUAUCUAUGUAUCAACAAGGCUACAAGCAAGCAAUAUGCUUGCAAAUCAAUCCCAAAAAGAAAGCUUCUUUGCAAAGAAGACUAUGAGGAUGUAUGGAGAGAGAUCCAGAUCAUGCACCAUCUUUCUGAGCACCCACAUGUGGUGCAAAUCAAGGGGACCUAUGAGGAUUCCAUGUUUGUGCACUUGGUCAUGGAGUUGUGUGCAGGUGGUGAGCUUUUUGAUAGGAUUGUGGCAAAGGGUCAUUACAGUGAGAAGGAGGCUGCUAAAUUGAUCAAAACUAUUGUUGGGGUGGUCGAGGCUUGCCAUUCUUUGGGGGUUAUGCAUAGGGAUCUUAAGCCUGAGAAUUUCUUGUUCGAUACUCCUGGUGAUGAUGCCAAGCUUAGGGCUACAGAUUUUGGGCUUUCUGUUUUUUAUAAGCCAGGUCAAUAUUUCUCUGAUGUAGUUGGGAGUCCAUAUUAUGUUGCACCUGAGGUUUUGCUCAAGCUUUAUGGACCUGAAGUAGAUGUUUGGAGUGCAGGUGUUAUUCUUUACAUCUUGUUAAGUGGAGUUCCACCUUUCUGGGCAGAAACUGAAUCAGGAAUUUUCAGGCAGAUUUUAAAAGGCAAAAUAGAUUUUGAGAGUGAACCAUGGCCUAAUAUCUCAGAAAAUGCAAAAGAUUUGAUACGAAAGAUGCUUGAGAGGGACCCAAGGAGGAGGAUUUCUGCUCAUGAAGUCUUAUGUAAUCCCUGGAUUGUGGAUGACAGAGUUGCGCCUGACAAACCUCUGGAUUCUGCAGUGUUGACACGACUGAAGAAAUUCUCAGCAAUGCAUAAACUUAAAAAGAUGGCUUUGCGUGUCAUAGCAGAAAGACUUUCUGAAGAAGAAAUUGGUGGCUUGAAAGAGUUGUUUAAAAUGAUUGAUACAGAUAAUAGUGGGACAAUAACGUUUGAGGAACUUAAAGUGGGUUUGAAGAGAGUGGGUUCUGAAUUGACGGAAUGUGAAAUCAAGGAUCUAAUGGAAGCGGCUGAUAUUGACAACAGUGGAACAAUAGAUUACGGAGAAUUUCUUGCUGCUACUUUGCACUUAAAUAAGAUGGAGAGGGAAGAGAAUUUAGUUGCAGCCUUUGCCUAUUUUGACAAGGAUGGUAGCGGCUACAUCACAGUUGAUGAGCUUCAACAGGCUUGCAAAGACUUUGGUUUAGAUGAUGUCCAGCUGGAUGAAAUGGUCAAAGAAAUUGAUCAGGACAAUGAUGGACGAAUAGAUUAUGCAGAGUUCACUACAAUGAUGAGAAAGGAAGAUGAAGAAAUAGGAAGGAGCAGAACAAUGAGAAGCAAUCUAAACUUCAAUCUAGCUGAUGCCUUGGGAGUCAAUGAGCCGACCCCGUCUGCUAACUGAAGGCGUUCUUUUGUAUAUUUAAGCGAAAUGCAGCAAUGACGAAAAGAAUGCUACAGCUAAGUUAAAGCUAUCUUCUGCUGAAUAGGAAUGAUUCUAUUAUUCUUAGUUUUGAUAAUGAAGUUCUAUAAAAGCUGAUUUAUGCUCUUAUUAGAGUUCAACAAUAACAUCUUACCAACCCCAGAUUUCGGACAGUAACGAUUCAUCUAUGAUAUAUACCUUGAGGUUUAACUGCAGAGAUGAAUAUGUGACUAUGACAGAAGCAGCAAGUUCAAUGAAGUAAAUUAAGUGUAGAUGCUAACGUUGUCGAUUUUCUAGCAAUGGGGCCAUGGUAUUCUUGUAGGUUUAGUGCUUUGAAAUGAAUGGUCAUUGUCAAAUUUUGUUCAUAAUAAAUAGCUUGUGUUAUACAGUGUUAUAUAUUAUAUAUAUUUUGAAUUGGGUAUUA